GGUUGUUCCAAUCAGCCAAAUAGCCUCCAGUUCCACAAACUCGGUCAAAAUUGGUUCUUCUUUAUCGGAAACACAACAAUCUCGGAUGGGUUUCUUUAAUGGCAUUCUGAGAGGAGUCUCCAUUGAAACCUUUUCACUCAUUGUUUCAAACAAUAAAGAGGAAUAAAAAAAAAACAAUUUAGGUUAGAAAGAGAGUUGUUAUCAGGCAAGAAACAUUAAAAUUAGUGAAGAAUUGUUCGUCGAUGAAGCUGAAAUCAUAUCAUAUUGGGAGAGAAGAUGAAUUUUAAGUUCGAAAAUGGUGUCUAUCAACAACUUUAGAGAGAGAGGGAGAGAAAUCUUUUUGAAAACUAUCAGAUUGGUAAUUGAUUGGUAACUAUUCUAAAACUAACCCACAUCAAAAUCAGAUUCUCUUCCUAAAAAAAAGCUCAAAAUCAUGGGUAUCACAUUAAGCUCAAAUCUGUUAUAUUUUGUAAUUUUUUUAGUAUGUUUUGUAAAUAAGGAAAGUGAUGCUGGUGGAAUUUCAAUCUAUUGGGGUCAAAAUGCCAAUGAAGGAACUUUAUCAGAAACUUGUGCCACGGGUAACUAUGAAAUUGUGAACAUAGCUUUUCUUGCAACUUUUGGCAAUGGUCAACAGCCCACGAUAAACCUCGCAGGUCAUUGUGAUCCAAGUCUAGGGGAGUGUACCAAAUUAAGUUCGGACAUAAAAUCAUGCCAAUCAAAUGGAAUAAAAGUAAUCCUGUCAAUUGGAGGCGGCGCUGGAUUUUAUUACCUUUCCUCUGCUGACGAUGCUAGGGAAGUUGCCACUUAUCUUUGGAACAACUACUUGGGGGGGCAAUCGAGCACUCGUCCACUUGGCGAUGCUGUAUUGGAUGGAAUCGACUUUGAUAUUGAAGGCGGAACAAAUCUAUAUUGGGAUGUCCUUGCCAAGUCUCUUUCCGCAUAUAGCAGUAUGGGUAAAAAGGUCUACUUGACAGCAGCCCCGCAAUGCCCAUACCCUGAUGCUUGGAUUGGAAAUGCCUUAAAAACAGGUCUUUUCGAUUACGUUUGGGUUCAAUUCUAUAACAAUCCUCCUUGUCAAUACAGUUCUGGUGAUAUUAACAAUCUUGAAUCUGCUUGGGAACAAUGGACUUCAGAUAUUCCGGCUAAAAAGAUUUUUCUUGGAUUACCAGCAGCUCCAGCAGCUGCUGGAAGCGGAUUUAUACCUGCUGGUGAUCUCACUUCUCAGGUUCUUCCUAAAAUAAAGAGCUCAGGUAAGUAUGGUGGUGUAAUGUUGUGGUCUAAAUAUUAUGAUGACCAGACUAAUUAUAGUUCUUCAAUCAAGAGUGAUGUCUGA
Messenger RNA from Lycium barbarum (goji berry), 1333 nucleotides. Its product is annotated as acidic endochitinase-like. Gene Ontology annotation, molecular function: chitinase activity. The record is from RefSeq and is a predicted model, not a curated record. The transcript has 2 exons. Gene Ontology annotation, biological process: carbohydrate metabolic process. Gene Ontology annotation, cellular component: extracellular region. NCBI's taxonomy places the organism in Eukaryota, Viridiplantae, Streptophyta, Magnoliopsida, Solanales, Solanaceae. The coding region runs from base 434 to 1333 and encodes 299 amino acids.